Molecule: messenger RNA, 1773 nt
Organism: Vitis riparia (riverbank grape)
Lineage: Eukaryota; Viridiplantae; Streptophyta; Magnoliopsida; Vitales; Vitaceae
Product: serine carboxypeptidase-like 34
Exons: 10
Coding region: 185-1630 (481 amino acids)
Biological process (GO): proteolysis
Cellular component (GO): vacuole
Molecular function (GO): serine-type carboxypeptidase activity
Source: RefSeq, a predicted model, not a curated record
UUCCAAUUCCGUUAGAAUGAAUGAAUCCUAUCUUUCCAUACAUAAAGGAAUCAACAGCCAUGUAACAGAUUGUUAUUACCUGUCAUUCUAAUCAUUCCCCUAUAUAUGUGUGUAUUUAUAUCACAAAAACAUACCCCGAGAGAGAGAGAGAGAGAGAGAGAGAGAGAGAGAGAGCACUUCUAAAAUGGCUUCCUCUUUGUCUGUUUAUCUUCUUGUACUGGUGUUGGGUGGGGCUCUGCAGGCAUCUGUAGAUGGCCACCUCAGCCAUGAAAUCUUAGCCCGACAAAAGGCCGAUCGAGUCAAAAAGCUUCCCGGGCAGCCUGAGGUCGGGUUCAGGCAAUAUGCAGGCUAUGUUACAGUCAAUGAAAGCCAUGGAAGAGCACUGUUUUAUUGGUUCUUUGAAGCCACCCAAAACCCUCAUCAGAAGCCUCUCCUCCUAUGGCUCAAUGGAGGACCAGGAUGUUCAUCCAUUGGGUUUGGAGCCACUGAGGAACUUGGCCCUUUCUUCCCUAGAAAGGACGGAAAGCUAAAGUUCAAUCCUCACACUUGGAACAAAGCUGCAAAUUUAAUAUUUGUUGAAUCUCCGGUGGGGGUUGGAUUUUCCUACACCAAUACAAGUAGCGACAUUGAUCAACUUGGGGACACAAUUACAGCAAAGGAUUCCUACGCCUUUCUCAUCCAUUGGUUCAAAAGGUUCCCACAAUUCAAACCCCAUGAUUUCUACAUCGCUGGAGAAAGUUACGCAGGGCACUAUGUUCCUCAACUCGCCGAAGUUAUUUACGAUCAUAACAAGCAUGUUUCCAAAAAGCUUCAUAUAAACUUAAAGGGAUUCAUGAUCGGGAAUGCGUUAUUGGACGACGACACGGAUCAGAGGGGUAUGGUGAGUUACGCAUGGGAUCAUGCGGUGAUAUCGGAUCGUGUGUUCUUUGACAUCAAGAAAGCUUGCAACUUCAGCGCGGAACCAGUCACCGAAGAAUGCAAUAUUGCUCUCGGCAAAUACUUCGAUGUUUACGAGAUCAUAGACAUGUACAGCUUAUACGCUCCUACUUGUGAGGAUGAUGCCACCUCCUCCACCACCUCCUUCGUCGCUAGGCAGCUGCCUCUCAUCCGUGGCAAUGUCGCUCCCAAAACAUUUUCCAAAUUUCCAGCGUGGCAUAAGAGACCAACGGGGUACGACCCAUGUGCAUCCGACUACACCACGGUCUACUUAAACAGGCCAGAAGUUCAAGCAGCCCUUCAUGCCAAUGUCACCAACAUUCCCUAUCCAUGGACUCAUUGCAGCAACAACAUUUCAUUUUGGAACGAUGCCCCGGCUUCAAUCCUUCCCAUCAUCAAAAAGCUUGUAGACGGAGGCCUUCGCAUAUGGGUUUUCAGUGGUGACACCGACGGUAGAAUUCCGGUAUCCUCAACUAGAUUAACCUUGAGAAAGCUUGGAUUGAAAACUAUUCAAGAGUGGACUCCAUGGUACACCAGCCACGAGGUUGGUGGGUGGACAAUUGAAUAUGAUGGGCUGACGUUUGUGACAGUUAGAGGUGCUGGGCAUGAAGUUCCAACUUUUGCACCCAAGCAAGCUUUUCAACUAAUUAGGCACUUCUUGGACAAUGAGAAAUUGCCAUCUACACCUAUUUAAUUUUCUUUUCUUUUUCUUUUUUUCUAAUUUUCUUUUCAUUUUCCUUCUAAUUAAAAAAGAUAGUAAUAUGGAAUGUAGAUAUGAAAAUAAUGUCAGAAAUUUGGAAGUUUCCGAAUAAGAUAUUCCUACUUCUAAUCUGCCCA